Messenger RNA from Drosophila rhopaloa, 985 nucleotides. RefSeq lists its product as uncharacterized. NCBI's taxonomy places the organism in Eukaryota, Metazoa, Arthropoda, Insecta, Diptera, Drosophilidae. The coding region runs from base 70 to 960 and encodes 296 amino acids. The transcript has 4 exons. The record is from RefSeq and is a predicted model, not a curated record.
UCGAUCGCUUGAGCGCAACAACUACGGUUCAUUUAAAACCCAGCUGACGUGAGAAUAAAAGCUUUACAGAUGCUUUCCCAUUCGAGUUGCAACGGUUUUGGGUUGUUGCUGACGGGGUUAUUGGCAUUGUCUCCCUUUGCCGGUGCCAAGUUGCCGUCCACUAUCAGACCAUGUGCCCGGGAUGAUCCUCAAUUGGAGCGUUGUAUCAUCAACGCUGUCUACCAAAUAAGGCCACUCCUGGUUCACGGAAAUCUGGGCGAUGGCUAUAGAACUCCUCCAUUGGAGCCCUUGUCACUAGAUAAUAUCGAACUAGGACGGAGUAGUCAAUUUCAAGCUGUGUUUACGGAUCUCGAGGCCAAUGGUGGGAGUAACUUUAUCAUUGACCGUCUUAUUGCCAAGCCGUUAGAUAUAUCGUAUGAUCUUUGGAUUACUCUUCCACGCAUCGACUUCAAAGGAAAGUACUCGUUGCGCCUCAACUUGCUCCUCCUAGAUAUAAAAGGAAAGGGAAACAUGCAGGGAUAUUGCGAAAAUGCUAAAGCAUCUGUUAAAAUGCGGGGCUCCCGCUAUCUUCGAAAUGGCCAAGACUAUGUAAAAUUCACCAAGAUGACCAUGCGCAUUGAUUUUAAGGACUUUAAAUUGAACUUAGAAAACUUGCUCGGCGAUCGGAUUUUGGGAGAUGUGGGCAACAGCCUCAUCAACAAUAAUCAGGAAUUGUACCUGAACGAGAUUGUUCCAGGGUUAGAACAUGGCCUUUCCAAAAAGUUUUUAGAUGUUGCGAAUGAAAUCCUAGCCACUGCCACCUUUGAUGAAAUGUUCCCGCCUGGAAGGACUGUCAUCAAUCCGAUUAUAAAUCCGUCCCGUUCACCAGCUAUAUUUGAACCUCCUUUUGUUUCUCACAACCCCGAAGGUGGGGUUUUAGAUAAUUUACCACCUAGAAAAUAUGAGUCAAAGCGGAAAUAGUUUUAAGGACAUUAUUAUAAUAAUA